AUGGAGCCGAGGCAUCCACUCAAUAGUGACGGAUAUUUCGAUUAUGGAAAACUACCCUUCGACUGCUUCGUUAUACACUAUUGGGAUGACGAGAGGGGCGCUGAAGAAGACCAGAUGCAGUGGGAUGAACUGGCUCGUCGAUGGCUGGAUAUGACACACUUCGAGCGCAAACCGUAUAUCUGGACGGCAAAGAGUCUCAAGAAAGCCAGUCCAGCCGGGCCAGGAUUUCCAACAGCCGAGCAGAUCUCUCGCAUUUUAAGUCCUCAUCAGACUUGGGAGGAACGCACCAUGUGUCCCGACAAGUACCAUUUCACUCUGCUGCUUCGUACUUGCUAUCAUCCCGAACUAGCCGAGGCAUGGAAAACCAUGAAGGCAGCGAUAUGUACGUCGGAUACAAUUAUCGGCGUCGAUCCAGAAUGCGUACUCGAGAACGAAGAUCUGUAUGGAGCCUUUGAGGCCGGGGAUAACUGGAAUCGCAUCGUUCUUCGCAUGCCCUCAAUCGUUGAUGAGAUAGAGCCAUGGCAGCGGGAGACGAAGGAUCACAUGGCUCCAGUGGAAGAAGCGUCCGUGAAAGAGCAGACACACAUCUUUGUCGUGGACGAGGAAGCACUGCGUGGGGAUUUCAUCAAGGUGAAGUGGCUUGAUAUCCACGGGAACUGCAUCUGGGACAACAAGCUUUCAACGGACAUGGUCGAAGAUUUCUUCGGUAGACAGGAGCUGGGUCACGGUUUUGAUGAUAUGCUGUGUUAUGGUGAUCCUUGGAUGUGCGAGAAAGGCGAGUUCAUGCUUUAG
Molecule: messenger RNA, 792 nt
Organism: Colletotrichum karsti
Lineage: Eukaryota; Fungi; Ascomycota; Sordariomycetes; Glomerellales; Glomerellaceae
Exons: 3
Coding region: 1-792 (263 amino acids)
Source: RefSeq, a predicted model, not a curated record